AUGCGAGGUGAAUCGUACGCCAUUGAAGCAAGUGAGGCAUGGCUUGGACAAACUAGUGACCUUGUUAUCCAAUGGAUUCUCCUUCUCACUAAGACAAUCAAGGCAUGGAAUAAGUUUUUCGACCAGGACGCCAGCCGUAUCGUGUGUCAAUCGAGCGAAGAUGGACUCAAUCACAUGAAUGACUCACUCUACGAGAUCAGUCGAUCUCUAGAUGAACUUAUGGCGAUCCGAGAAGAAAUGGAGGAACUUAAAGUCAAAGUCGAAAGGUUCGAAAAGAAACUCGGUCUCCAUGUUGCAGUUGGGGAUAACCGCGCAAUCGUCCUGCAAUACUGGAACGUCACAAUAUUGCAGUUCAUAUCGCCUUUCGCCGUGGCAGGGACCAUUAUGCAGGCUGGUCUCGUUUUUGGGCAUCCUGUGUUGUGUUUCACAGUCUUGGCGUCGGCUGUGGCUUUCAUCAUGUGGGCAUUGAAGCCAACCUUAACUUGGCUUGCCAGGAAGGCUCGGCUCGAGGAAGCGAACAACAUCGUCCCACAACAGAUCAUACAGGGACUGCAGCUCGAGAAUGGAGUGCAGACUACAUCCUAUUCAUCACCGACACGCCCAACAAUGGCUUACCACAGAUUUCAGGGCGUGUCUAUUGAUAAAUCCAGUCAGGUCAUGUAG
Molecule: messenger RNA, 663 nt
Organism: Colletotrichum tamarilloi
Lineage: Eukaryota; Fungi; Ascomycota; Sordariomycetes; Glomerellales; Glomerellaceae
Exons: 3
Coding region: 1-663 (220 amino acids)
Source: RefSeq, a predicted model, not a curated record